This is a messenger RNA of Dipodomys ordii (Ord's kangaroo rat), 2462 nucleotides long. It is a transcript of the gene Tctn3, whose product is annotated as tectonic family member 3. Gene Ontology annotation, biological process: cilium assembly; smoothened signaling pathway. The transcript is spliced from 14 exons. Lineage: Eukaryota; Metazoa; Chordata; Mammalia; Rodentia; Heteromyidae. Bases 47 to 1861 code for a protein of 604 amino acids. The record is from RefSeq and is a predicted model, not a curated record.
GACCGCGGAGUCCCGUGUUCCGCCGUUCCUGCACCUCGAUUUCCUCAUGAACACCCCUCGGCUCGAGCUGCUGUGGUUGUACUUCUUGAUCCUCCCUGAGGGCGCCCGGUUACAGCCCUCUUUCUCCCCGUCAGGGACAUUGCCCACCUCCUCAGUCCUGGGCCCGGUGACGCAGGGCGGGACUCCACAGCCCUCCUUGGAGAAUGCCACUCUCGGGGAAGUGCCUGGGCUUCUCAGCACGGCGGGCCCUUCUCUUGCGACCUCCGCGGCGCCCGCGAACUGGACCGCCGACCUCUUCCCAGUCCUACCGAUCUGUGUCUGUGACUUGACACCUGGUACCUGCGAUCUAAAUUGCUGCUGCGAUAGAGAUUGCUAUCUUCUCCAUCCCAGGACUGUGUUCUCGUUCUGCCUUCCAGGCAGCGUCAGGUCUUCAAGCUGGGUGUGUGUAGACAACUCUCUUAUCUUUAAGAGUAAUUCUCCAUUUCCUUCGAGAGUUUUCAUGAAUUCAAAUGGAAUCAAGCAGUUUUGUGUCCAUGUGAACAACUCAAAAUUAAACUAUUUCCAGAAGCUCCAAAAGGUCAAUGCAACCAACUUCCAGGCCCUAGCUGCAGAGUUUGGAAGCAAAUCAUUUACUUCAACAUUGCUACCUCAGCCACAACUCUCUUUUUAUAGGGCUGGGGAUCCCAUUCUGACUUACUUCCCCCAGUGGUCUAUAGUAAGCUUACUGAGGCAGCCUGCGGGAGUGGGAGCCGGAGGACUCUGUGUUGAGAGCAAUCCUGCAGGUUUCCUAGAGAGUAAAAGUACAACCUGUACUCGUUUCUUCAAGGACCUGGCCAGUAGCUGUACCUCAGAUCCAGCCUUGGAUGCUGUCUCCUACUAUAAUUUCACAGUCUUGAAGGUGCCCAAAAAUAUGACUGAUCUUCAGAAUAUGAAGUUCCACGUUCCAAUAACACUUACCUCACAGGCAAGUCCUCCUCUGUUGGCUGGAAACACUUGUCAGAAUAUCGUUUCCCAGGUCAUCUAUGAGAUAGAGACCAAUGGGACCUUUGGAAUCCAGAAAGUCUCUGUCAGUUUUGGACAAACCAACUUGACUGUUGAACCAGGUGUUUCCUUACAGCAAGACUUCAUCAUUCACUUUAGGGCUUUUCAGUGGAACAGGGCUGUUUCUCCUGGUCCAAGAAGUGGGAAUCCUGGAUAUAUUGUUGGGAAGCCACUCUUGGUUCUAACUGGUGACAUCGGUCACUCCAUGACCCUCUUGCAGAGCCAGGGUGAUGGAAUCUGCUCUGUUAAGAGACAUGAAGUACAAUUUGGAGUGAAUGCAAUAUCUGGAUGCAAGUUCAGGCUCAAGGAGGUGGACUGCAACAAGUUGCAGCAGGAGAUUUGUCAGACUCUUCAUGGAAGACUGAGACCAGAACAUGUGGCCAUCUUUGGUAACGCUCACCCAGCCCAGAAAGGAGAGUGGACCAGGAUCCUCAGCAAGAACUGCAGUGUUUCAGCUACAAACUGUACUUCCUGCUGUUUCAUCCCAGUUUCUCUGGAGAUCCAGGUGUUGUGGGCGUAUAUAGGCCUUCAAUCCAACCCACAAGCUCACGUAUCAGGAGCCCGAUUUUUAUACCAGUACAAAUUUAUACAGGAUUCCCAAAAAGGAACAGACAUAACUUUGACAACUCUUGUGAACUUUAUGGAUAUUACCCAGAAGCCACAGGCACCACGAGGUCAACCCCAAACGGACUGGAAAUUGCCAUUCGACUUUUUCUUUCCCUUCAAAGCAGCAUUCAGCAGAGGGGUUGACUUCCAGAAAGGCUCAGCUUCUCCCAUCUGUAUCCUGUGCCUCUUACUUCUUGGAAUUCUCAACCUAUAGACUAAUCGAAGAAAGAGAAUCAUCAAAUUUCAAUUUUCCCUAUGGGAAACUCUAAGACAGCCUACUUGGCUAAAUUGACAUUUACUUGGUUUUGACUGAAGGACACCAUUUAUGAAAAUCGAACCUAACAAAGGAGUCUUCCUUGUGAAGCACAAUAUUUUAGAAAAGUAGUGAAUGUUCCUGCAAGCCAACAGGUACAAAGUAGGUUCUCUGCUUCUCAAGAUGAGAAGGCACAGAGCCCUCCUUCAGUCCUUCAGGUUACAUUUUGCCUGACUAAAGAUUUCCAGGAUCAUCAGCCAUCUGCUCACAGGCACAGUUGGGCCAGCAGGAAGGAACACAUUUAUGCUGUCACUCUGUGAAUGCAGAAUGGCUGCCCUCUGGAUAUGAGCUGACUAUUCAAGCUGGGAAACUGCUGGCUCAGUAUUUGUCUGGCUUUUUUGCCAAGGCCUGUCCACACCUUUUGCUCAGGCAUAAGUGGUGAAAGUAAUUCUUUUUACUCAGUUUCCAGAAUGAAUGUGGGUUCCCAGCUGUUUUUUCUACUAGCAAAUGGCCUUACCAUUCAUUCCUCUUCUUUCCUUCCCUUCUUCAUGGUAAGGAGAAA